AUGUAAAUGUUCCAAGAAUCAGUCGAAAUAGUUGACAAUUUUAAAUGUCAACAAAACAAAUAAUGAAAAAUAUGUUUUGUUUUAAAGUUUAGUAAAAUGACUGAUAGUGAACCUCCUAUAAAGAGAUAUAGGCGAGAAGAAAAUAGUAAUUCCGAAUCUGAAGAUGAUUAUGUUCCUUAUGUCCCUGUUAAAGAAAGAAAACAACAACUACUCAAGUUAGGUCGACUAGGAAAGUUGAAGGAAGCUGAACAGAGUAAACCAAAAUCUUCUAGCGAAAACGAAACUAACGAAGAUGAAGAAGAAGAUGAAAUUUGGGGAAGAAAAAAUAAUAUUCCUCUACUUGAUCAACAUACAGAAUUACGCAAACUUGCAGAAGCAAAAAAAGUUAGUGCAGUAGAAAAACAGUUGAAAAAAGAGGAAGAAAUCUUAGAAAUUGUUGCCGAAAAGAAAGCUUUAAUGGGGGUAUCAGAAUUAGCCAAAGGUAUUCAAUAUAGAGAUCCCAUAAAAACAAGCUGGUGUCCUCCUCGAUACAUUCUACAAAGACCUCCUACGAUUCACGAUAAAUUGAGAAACAGUCUACGCAUUUUAGUAGAAGGAGAAGAUAUACCACCUCCAUUGACAACUUUUAAAGAAAUGAAACUACACGAAGGUAUUAUUGCCGCAUUGAAAGAAAAACAUAUAAAAAAACCGACUCCCAUACAAAUUCAAGGAAUACCUACUGUAUUAUCAGGCAGAGAUAUGAUUGGUAUAGCAUUCACUGGAUCGGGUAAAACAUUAGUAUUCGUUUUACCUUUGAUAAUGUUUUGUUUGGAACAAGAAGUAAAAUUACCGUUCAUCAAAGACGAAGGUCCUUAUGGUUUAAUUAUAUGCCCAUCGAGAGAGUUAGCGAAACAAACUUAUGACAUCAUCCAACAUUAUUCGAAUAGUUUAUCUAAACACGGAAUGCCUUUAAUAAGAAGUUGUUUAGCGAUAGGAGGAGUACCAGUUACAGAAGCUUUGGAAGUUAUCCAAAAGGGUGUUCAUAUUAUGGUAGCGACCCCCGGUCGUCUUAUGGAUAUGCUCGGAAAGAAAAUUGUGAAGUUAACAGUCUGUAGGUAUUUGUGUAUGGAUGAAGCGGAUAGGAUGAUCGAUUUGGGAUUCGAGGAGGAUGUUAGGACUAUAUUUUCUUAUUUUAAGGGUCAGAGACAGACAUUACUGUUUUCUGCAACAAUGCCUAAAAAGAUACAAAAUUUCGCCAGAUCUGCACUAGUGAAACCGAUAACGAUAAACGUGGGACGAGCUGGAGCUGCAUCUAUGAAUGUUAUACAGGAAGUGGAGUAUGUUAAGCAGGAAGCCAAAAUUGUGUAUUUAUUGGAAUGUUUACAAAGAACCCCGCCUCCGGUAUUAAUAUUUGCAGAAAAGAAACAGGACGUAGAUGCCAUACACGAAUAUCUAUUAUUAAAGGGAGUGGAAGCUGUAGCUAUUCAUGGAGGAAAAGAUCAGGAAGAGCGAUCUCGUUCUGUGGAAGCAUUUAGAAAACAAGCCAAAGAUGUAUUGGUAGCAACCGACGUGGCGUCUAAAGGCUUAGAUUUUCCUGAUAUACAGCAUGUUAUUAAUUAUGACAUGCCCGAUGAUGUAGAAAACUAUGUUCACAGAAUUGGUCGUACCGGUAGAUCCGGAAAUAAAGGCUUAGCGACUACAUUUAUAAAUAAAUCGAACGACGAAUCCGUACUUUUGGAUCUCAAACAUUUACUAAUGGAAGCAAAACAAAAGGUUCCCACAUUUUUGGCCGAUUUAUGCUCGGAAAGUGAAAAAUAUUUGGCGCUUGGAGGCGAACAUGGUUGCAGUUAUUGUGGAGGUUUGGGGCAUAGAAUUACAGAUUGUCCUAAAUUGGAAGCUCUUCAGAAUAAACAAGCAUCUAACAUCGGAAGAAGAGACUACUUAGCUAACACAGCUGCUGAUUAUUAGAAAUAUGGUAAAUGUAUUUUUUAAUUCAAAAUAAAUGAUUUUUAUUGUU
Diorhabda carinulata is the source of this 1996-nucleotide messenger RNA. It is a transcript of the gene abs, whose product is annotated as ATP-dependent RNA helicase abstrakt. Gene Ontology annotation, biological process: mRNA splicing, via spliceosome. Bases 97 to 1947 code for a protein of 616 amino acids. NCBI's taxonomy places the organism in Eukaryota, Metazoa, Arthropoda, Insecta, Coleoptera, Chrysomelidae. Gene Ontology annotation, cellular component: spliceosomal complex. Gene Ontology annotation, molecular function: ATP binding; zinc ion binding; RNA binding. The transcript has 12 exons. The record is from RefSeq and is a predicted model, not a curated record.